Molecule: messenger RNA, 334 nt
Organism: Drosophila elegans
Lineage: Eukaryota; Metazoa; Arthropoda; Insecta; Diptera; Drosophilidae
Product: MIEF1 upstream open reading frame protein
Exons: 2
Coding region: 54-260 (68 amino acids)
Source: RefSeq, a predicted model, not a curated record
CAUUUUCCAACACUGCGUCACACAUGUGAGCAAAAAAAUAACAAAAUCCAAAAAUGUUUCAACCUUCGCGGCAGCAAAUUCUGCGUUUGUACAAACAUUUAAUUCGUUACGGCAAUCAUUUAAAGCUGACCGACAAGAACUACUUUCUGGGCAGAGUACGGCAUGAGUUCCGGGACAACCGAUCCCUAACAAAUCCGGCAGAAGUAGAGUUUAGUUUUAAGCGCGGAGAGACCCUGCUGAAGAAGGGUCGCAUUUUGUAAGGAUGCUGAGAGGUCUGGUGCGAUAUCUGGCCCUUCCUCCGCCUGCUGUGCGCUGCAAAUCCACAGCUAAUCUU